AUGGAUAGCGUGCGUGGGUGGUCCCAGAUAGCGAACAUUUGCCAGCAGAACAUGCAGCCGGACAAAACUGCACUUGACAUUUGCCAUGCUUGUUUCAGAAUGUGCGCUGCCACUAGCGUUGACACCUUAAACUUGCAUGUGGACUUGCUUGGUGACCGGACAACCAGCGUCAGUGCUUGUGCUGAUGGGCUUGUCAAACGGCUGUUGCUUUGCACUGGGGACGCGCUCUGUUUGCGCCGCCCACCAAAAGUGUUAUGGCAUGUUUUGCUUCACAUCAUGAUUGUAUGUACCACUUGGCUUUUUCCAUGUCACAGCAGAUGGCGCAAGACAUCGCCUUCUGUUGAGAAACUUUGGGCUUGUGCUGUUGCUUGUCGGUCCUUGUUGUGGCUUUCUGGCCAAUACAACUCUGGUACUGCGCGACGCGUAGGUCAACUUUUGGAGCCGAGAUUCCGCUGGCUGCUGUGGCGACAAAUUAGGCCCAAAGACUGGGGCAAACAAGCCAUGCAUGCAACUGCGGAUGAGCUCCUCCAUUUGCAGCUACUUGCUUGUAGCGUACAACCACAUGCCGGUAAUCUGUACGGCUGUCAUGGCAUGUCGCCUUUUGUUUUGUAUGCUUGGGCAUCGCGUUGUAGCUACUACGUAGGUAUUGCGUCAGUGGAAAGAAAGCAAAAGCGUUCAACUCCUGGCCCAGCCUGUCGUUGGCUUGAACACAUGUGUGGCAUGUUUCGCACCCACACAGCUGAAAGCCAAAAGCUGCGCUACAAACUGAUGCGACGCUUUCGGCCAGAAGACACUUUCUUCUUGGUUUGUAGGGCUGGCCCUGAAGUUCGUGUCCGGGCCAUGGAAACUUUGGUAAUCGCAUCCAGAAGACCCCCUUGCAACGUUGGACGUGCUAAUACCUCUAGGUCUUCCAAAGUUGUGCCACGUCAGCGCAACAGGCCCCCGAAGCCUUUUAGACCUAAACCGUCCAACGUUGGCCCUUUUGAUUCUGUUGAAGCUGAACUUGCUGUGAGCAAUUGCCUUGCAUGUCGUUCGCCUGAGCCUCCUUCUGGGUUGCCGCAGUUGAACAAACCUUGUGAUUUUGAAUCGGCCUAUCGUUUAGCCCUGCGUCAUCUUGUGGCGGAAUGUGGCUUGCUGGGCCCAUGCGACAUUUAUGACCCGCAACAUGUUUCUUUGUUGGUUCGUUGGCUUGGUCGCAAGAACGCAUGUAUUGAUUGGCUUUUGCUUGAGAAAAAAUGGAAGGUAAAGAGCGGACCUGCUACCGUGGUUCGUUUUCUUGGCCUCUUGAAGGGUCGGCGUUCACAUUCACUUGCCACGAGAAGACUUAACAGCCAACUCCGUUUGAGAAAGUUGCCGCCAAUCGCUGGAGUUUCAUGUGCUGUACCACGCAUGUCAUGCCUCAACGUUUUUCGUAGGGUUUUGGUCCGUGCCGUUCACUCUUGUAGUUGUUGGAAUGAUGAAGAAAAGUCAUGGCUGCUUUCACGCAUACGCUUGGUGCCACAUGGUUUGAAGAAACAUAGAAGCAUGUGCAGUGCCCCUUUGGUUAGCAGGCAAUUCUGUCUUGAAGACAUGCUGUCUCAUGACACAGAUGCGCUUGUUCCCUGUGAUGCGGCUUCACACCUUGUGCGUGUUGAGAAAAUUUGGGAUGUGCCCAUCCGUCCUACAGUUGCCGAGGACAACCAAGUUGUUCGCCGUGCAAUUCGGCGUUGCUGUCAUUUUCUCCAUAUCGACCACCAGAUUGCGGACAUUGCGGCCCAAGAUGCUGUUAGGUCUUUAUGUCAGGACAGAUGCUACAUGAAAGAACAGCAUGUAUGGCAUGCCACUCAGAACGCAUAUGAGGACUACACUGUUGACAUGAGCGUGAAUGCGUCAGAAGUACUGACGCCUGACGACAAGGACAAAAAGUUCAUGUGGAAAGUCCCUUUGCUUUGUUACCAGUGGCUCUUGUUCAAAUUUGCUAUGUUGUCGCCGGCUUGGGAACUUAGCAGCUUCGGUCUUGAGGAUGCUGAAGCAUGGUGUCAGGAGGUUUUUCGUAUCCUUCUGCCUACCAGGCUAAAAGCUUUUCUCAAAAUUCCCAAGUACACACGUAUUGUCCCAUACUAUUACGGCACAGUUAAGAGCAAGUGUUUUACCGCCGGUCAAACAGUUGGCCACAUUUGCACAAAGCCUGCGCAUUCAUGUCUUAGGAAGAUUGUGAGUUUUUGCAAGUGGCCCUUCAGGCGCCGAUGGCGUUUCAUCCAUCGUGCGUGGGAGACAGUAGUGAGAAGCAUGGACACUGAUGAAGUUUGGUCACUCAAAGACGCUUGCCAUGUCAUGUCUUCCCGUAUGCAUGUUGCAGGCGUGAGCGCUGGCUCUUGCACGUGUACGAGAUGCGGCGUGGAGAAACCUACUUCCGUUGCCUUGACGGCCGAUGCCGGUCAGUUCUUUGAAGCAGUAGCCCCUAGCCAGGCUAUCUCUGCUGCAGCGCGUUGCUUAUCGCAUUACAGUACAGCUUCUGGCCAUACUACUGUUACUGUGCAAAAAGGCCCACGUCGCACCUCUUUCCUAGGUGGUUGCGCGGGCAAUCAGGAUACCUGGAGGUUGGUUGUUUCCUUUAGCGAGUUAUUCUUGGCCUUUUCUGCAUGCAUGUUUGUGGGAUAUGUAUCGCUUGGUCGGACAAUUUUUCGCUUGAAGGGCUUGCCGAUCGGAGGUGUCUUGAGUAAAGUUGCUACCAGUAUUGUCCUAGGUGAGCAGGAAGUAGCGUGGCAGCAUUCUCUCCGGAGAAGAGAUGCCCUUGGUUUUGCCGCCACGACGCCAUCGUGGAAUAGAGAAGUCGCAAGGGGGCGAUAUGUCGAUGAUCUCCUUUGGGUCGGUUUGCACGGUUGGACGAAUGCAUGUUGUCUUUGGAAGCCUGGCUUGACGCUGCUAUUGCCAUCCUACAUGGUUUUAGAAGCGCUGGCUGGUCAGGAUGGAAAAAAGUCUAAGAAAGACAAAGCAAAAAAGAAGAAGAAGCGCUCCACCAGCACUUCCUCUUCCAAGUCUGAUUCUACGGAUAGCCGGGCCAAGAGCAAACGGCGCAGCAACGGCAAGAGGAAAGCGCCCGAGGGUGCGCACAUACUGGGCCAAAAAGACAUUGAAGAACUUCAACAAUUUCGCCGUCAGGCGGAAAUCCAGAAGAUCCGAAACGAAGUUUUGGCUAGCAUACCCAGUGGGCCCGGCGCUUCCAGCAAAAGUGCGCCAACGGCAAAGCCAGACGAAAUGCCUGGUGACACGACUGCAGAAGCUCUUUCCCCUAAGACCAAGAAAGUUGUGCUUGCUCAAUCCCGCAUUCUCGGUCAAGAUUCGGUGUCCAAACGUUUACUCACUGAUGAGGUGGUAUCAUGGGUGGAUGUGAAGGCGCAACUCAGCGGUCAGUCCGCACAAGACGUCAAGUCGCUGUGUGCACAGAUCUGUGAGCACGCGCCAAGAAACAAGGGUGACUGCAUCACGAAAAUCAUGGAGCAACUCCAGAAUUUGGACUGA
Molecule: messenger RNA, 3501 nt
Organism: Cladocopium goreaui
Lineage: Eukaryota; Dinophyceae; Suessiales; Symbiodiniaceae
Source: the annotation of a GenBank genome assembly